CCGGCGUGCCCCGCGGGGGCGGGGCGGGCGGCGCCGCCGCUCCCGCUUUGUUGGUGCGCGGGGCCGAGCGGCGGCGGCGGCGGCGGGGCCGGCCCGGUAUGGGCGACCAGGAGGCGCUGCGGAAGAUCAUCACCACGCUGGCCGUGAAGAAUGAGGAGAUCCAGAACUUCAUCUACGCCCUCAAGCAGAUGCUGCAGAACGUGGAGGACAACUCGGCCCGGGUGCAGGAGGACCUGGAGGGCGAGUUUCAGUCCCUGUACGCGCUGCUGGACGAGCUCAAGGACAACAUGCUCAUGAAGAUCAAGCAGGACCGCGCCAGCCGCACCUACGAGCUGCAGGCCCAGCUGGCGGCUUGCGCCAAGGCCCUGGAGAGCUCGGAGGAGCUGCUGGAGACGGCCAACCAGACCCUGGAGACCGCCAACAACCACGACUUCCCCCAGGCUGCCAAACAGAUCAAGGAUAGCGUGACGAUGGCGCCCGCCUUCCGCCUCUCGCUCAAGGCCAAGGUGAGCGAUAACAUGAGCCACUUGAUGGUGGAUUUUGCCCAGGAGCGGCGCCUGCUCCAGGCCCUCGCCUUCCUGCCAGUGCCCAGCACCCCCGAGAUCGACCUGGCCGAGUCGCUGGUGGCCGACAACUGCGUGACGCUGGCCUGGCGGAUGCCCGACGAGGACAGCAAGAUCGACCAUUACGUGCUGGAGUACCGCAAGACCAACUUCGAGGGGCCGCCCCGCGCCAAGGAGGACCAGCCCUGGAUGGUGAUCGAGGGCAUCAAGGGCACCGAGUACACCCUCUCCGGGCUGAAGUUCGACAUGAAGUACAUGAAUUUCCGGGUGCGGGCAUGUAACAAGGCCGUAGCGGGCGAGUUCUCCGAGCCGGUCACUUUGGAGACCAGAGCGUUCAUGUUCCGGCUGGACGCCAGCACGUGCCACCAGAACCUGCGGGUGGAGGAGCUCAGCGUGGAGUGGGAUGCCACGGGCGGCAAGGUGCAGGACGUCAAGGCCCGCGAGAAGGACGGGAAGGGCAGGACGGCCUCGCCAGCCAACUCGCCCGCCAGGGUCGUGCAGUCGCCCAAGAGGAUGCCCUCGGGGCGCGGGGGCAGAGACCGCUUCACCGCCGAGUCCUACACGGUCCUGGGCGACACGCUGAUCGACGCGGACGACCACUACUGGGAGGUGCGGUACGACCGGGACAGCAAGGCCUUCGGCGUGGGGGUGGCGUAUCGCAGCCUGGGCAAGUUUGACCAGCUGGGCAAGACCUCGGCCUCCUGGUGCCUCCACCUCAACAACUGGCUGCAGGUCAGCUUCAGCGCCAAGCACGCCAACAAGGCCAAGGUGCUGGACGUGCCCGUGCCCGACUGCAUCGGCGUCUACUGCAACUUCCACGAAGGGUUCCUGUCCUUCUACAACGCCAGGACGAAGCAGCUGCUGCACACCUUCAAGGCCAGGUUCACCCAGCCGGUGCUCCCCGCCUUCAUGGUCUGGUGCGGCAGCUUCCACGUCUCCUCGGGCCUGCAGGUGCCCAGCGCCGUGAAAUGCCUCCAGAAGCGCAACAGCACCGCCAGCAGCUCCAACGCCAGCCUGACCUAGAGCCGGGCCCUGGCCCCCCCCGGGCCCCCCCGGGCGAGAGCACUGAAUGUACCGACCCCCCCCCCGCCCCGCGUACGCCGCCCUCGCCGCCCGCCCCGGGCACCGGCAGGGCUGUGCCAGCUCCCCGGGCCCCCGCCGGCUGCCGGCACGCGCUGGCCCCCACGGCCUCUGGGUCGCCCCCCCAACUCCGCGUCAUCCCCCCCCCUCGCUGCCACGGGCACCGGCCUGGGCGCUGCCCCCUCACCAUCGACAGCUGCUUCUGGCCUUAAGAAUAAAUUGGGAUCUAGGUGUGA
Dromaius novaehollandiae (emu) is the source of this 1879-nucleotide messenger RNA. RefSeq names its product fibronectin type III and SPRY domain containing 1 (gene FSD1). The transcript is spliced from 13 exons. The record is from RefSeq and is a predicted model, not a curated record. Bases 99 to 1586 code for a protein of 495 amino acids. Gene Ontology annotation, molecular function: microtubule binding. Gene Ontology annotation, cellular component: microtubule. NCBI's taxonomy places the organism in Eukaryota, Metazoa, Chordata, Aves, Casuariiformes, Dromaiidae. Gene Ontology annotation, biological process: regulation of mitotic spindle organization; regulation of cell division.